This is a messenger RNA of Sclerotinia trifoliorum, 1594 nucleotides long. NCBI's taxonomy places the organism in Eukaryota, Fungi, Ascomycota, Leotiomycetes, Helotiales, Sclerotiniaceae. The record is from the annotation of a GenBank genome assembly.
UAAGAAAUCUGAAAUCAUCUACCAAAGAAAAGAUAUACUGUGAAAUUCGAUUCUUUUCAUAUCGCAUUUUCUUCUAAUUGAUAAGUCGUUCUUUCAACAUUUGUUUUGUCGCAUACUUUGAUACAAUAUUAAACUAUCCAUCUGGAAGAUAAAGGGAGCAUUUAAUCGCCACCCACGACCCCGCCAUGGCUCCCUCUGUCACUAUUGACAAUACCUCCGAUUUCAGUCCGAUAAGUACAACCACCAAGACGACUUCAUUCAAUCCUCGCACAUUACUCCUCGCACCUCCUUCUAUUGCCAGUCAUGAGGAAAAGCUAAGAAAUGUUCUUGCUACUCAUGAUAGGAGUGUUACCGACUUGCAGAUGCUGGAUCGUCUCUCUGCAGGGUUAGUCACACUCCCAGAAUCAACCUACGAUUUAGUCCUUAUCCUCACUGAUGCCGAUGGCACACGAGUCCAAUCUACCGAACUUUUGACAAGAGAUGUAUUUGGAAAAAUUACACAAGCUUUGAAGACAGGUGCAAAGUUGCAGGCACAGGAUGGUACCUUUGGCCAGGAAAUUGAUGGUGCAGAAUAUCGAGAGGCUAUCUUGGCUGGUUUGGUAGCAGAAGGAGGGGUUAUGCUCAAACCAGAUCAUAGUGCAAGUGUUGCAGUCCCUCUGCGACUUCGCAGAAAGGAUAAUAGCAAGGUUGCGGCUGUAUCUAAUGCUGGCCCUCCAGUUUCAACGGUUGAGGUACCGGUACCUGGCAAGAGAAAGAGUGUGGACAUGACGGAGGAUGUGCCAAAGAAUGAUGUGCCAAAAGGAGUUGGUUUCAUUGAUUUUAGUGAUGACUUUGAUGCUGAGGAUGAUGACGAUGAAUUAAUUGACGAGGACACUCUUCUUACUGAGGAGGAUAUGAAGAAGCCUCUUGCUAUCCGUACGUAAUGGAUUUAUCAAACUUCUGAGCUCUACUAACAUCAUCUAGCUCCCGAGUGUGCUCCAAGAGCUGGGAAACGUCGUCGUGCAUGUAAAGAUUGCACUUGUGGCUUGGCCGAAAAGCUUGCAAAGGAAGAUGCAGACAAACGAGCCACAGCCGAUAGCCAGCUACAAGCUCUUAAGCUUGAUGCGGAUGAUUUGGCUGAAGUAGAUUUCACAGUCAAAGGGAAAGUUGGGUCCUGCGGGAACUGCAGCUUAGGUGAUGCAUUCCGUUGUGAUGGUUGUCCCUACAUUGGUAUGCCUGCUUUCAAACCAGGUGAGGAGGUUCGACUUCUCAACAAUGAUGUUCAGUUGUAAUUACUUUCACUUCAUUUGAGGAACUUUAUUCUGGCGUCAUGUCUUUACAGGUGGAGUUAGGGUUGGACUCGGAGUCAUGCAUAGAGGGACGUACACAUUGUGGGGCUUGGCAUUAAUUUUAUGGUAUUUUAUGGUAUCAUAUAUAUGUGAACCAAGGUAUAUCAUGUGGUUUGUUGCUCAAUAGGUUACGCAACACAGGAAAAGCAAUGAUAAGUGAAUGAUCUUCCAUGGGAGGUCAAGUUAUAAUCACUUGAAUGAGAUAAAUUAAAUACAUACUUUAGAAUAACCAUACUUAUGUUCUCAUAGUUGUUGGAGCAUAUAUU